Molecule: messenger RNA, 438 nt
Organism: Dictyostelium discoideum AX4
Lineage: Eukaryota; Evosea; Eumycetozoa; Dictyosteliales; Dictyosteliaceae
Exons: 2
Coding region: 1-438 (145 amino acids)
Source: RefSeq, a predicted model, not a curated record
AUGAAUUGUGAUUUAAAUGUAUUGACAAUCAUUUUCAAAGAGAUUGAAAAUUAUCUAAUUCAAUUCUUCCUAAAUUCAAAUCGUAUAGAGAUGAAUGAUUUUGAAAGACAUCAAUGGUAUAUUGAUAAUGUAUUAAGUACAAAGUUAGAAAAACCAACCGAGUUAAGAUACUUUUAUACAAUUCUAUAUAAAGUAAAAACCCAACAAGAUAUUGACUACUCUUGCCAUUGUAUCAACGUAUACCCUGCAAGACAUCCAUUGUUUGAUAUCUUUAAAAAUCCACCAGAGUUCGGCUAUGGUUGUCCAAUAUGUAAACUAAAACAAAAAGUUUGUUCCGCCGUUGAUUCUGUUAGUCGUUCUGGGUAUACCCGUACUCAUACUUGUUAUUCCAUUCAUCAAUUAUGUAGAACUAGUGAUCCACCUUCUCAAGGCUAUUGA